Pestalotiopsis fici W106-1 is the source of this 1245-nucleotide messenger RNA. RefSeq lists its product as uncharacterized. The record is from RefSeq and is a predicted model, not a curated record. Lineage: Eukaryota; Fungi; Ascomycota; Sordariomycetes; Amphisphaeriales; Sporocadaceae. The coding region runs from base 1 to 1245 and encodes 414 amino acids. The transcript has 6 exons.
AUGGCCAAGCAAUUCCCUUCUGAUGUCGUGGGCACUGCGGUCGGGGUCUUGGUCUACUCUUUCUUGGCUUUGACUCUGAAUGGACUCGUGAUCUGGUUGACAUGGGCUCACCGGGAGCGCGUCAGUUAUGUCGCAUUAAUAUCUUACAUUCUCUUCCUAUCCACAGCGACAUGUAUUGCAUCGCAGCUUCACUUCUAUGUCGACUAUGACGAUGUUGUCACAACGCAGUGGCGCGCCUCUGUGGCUAAUCCCAAGAACCCAGAGAUGGCCAUAUCAAAUGGUGCCGUUGGUGUAGACCUGGGACUCUGGUAUUUCAGACAGUACUCGUUCUCGGUGGCCUCGAUGCUUGUUUGCUUUUGGGCCUUUGCGCUUCUCCAGUCUGUUUAUGGCUGGUGGGCAAAGCCUCACCUAAAGGUGUUGUUCGAUCGGGUCAAUGCUGUCGGAAAGGUGGUCUCGUUCAUCUUGCCAAUUGUGACAAUCUGCCUACUCCAGUCGAAAACUAUUCAGAAAUCAAUUGGCGCUUUCAUGUUUCUCGCUAAUGUUCUUUUAAUGAUAAGCCUGGCAUUUGGUGUUGUCCUUUUGCUUGGAAUCUUGACUCGAUAUCUUCAAAGUAGAAGACAAUUGGUUUCCUGGAAUGUCCAAUAUGGCAAGAGUUCAUCAAACAACUCGAGCUUACCCGGCUAUGCCGUGGCCAAGCAACACAAUUCGGGCGGCAUCUAUGAUCGAUGGCUAUUGACUCGGUUCACAAUCGCAUUUGUAGUGCUCGCUAUCUUUGAGCUCACCAACAUGCUCUUCCAGUUUACCGGAAUGUCCAACAGUAAUAAAGACGCGAUCCGCGCGAGCCCGGACUAUAGUGUUGAGAGGGCGAAAGAAACGACCAUUCUCUUUCUGCCAGGGCCGGCCCCAAGUUAUCUGCUCUUUAUCGUUUUUGGCACCACGACUGCAUUCCGCAGACACAUGUACGCAACAUUUGUGCCUAGACGAUGGCAGAGAAGAUCCGAUGCUUCAGAACCCGCGCGCCCGUGGGUCAUGUCGCCCAAGCGCUCGUCGCGAUCGACAAUUCGCCCUCGUACCAUGACCGGGCCGAGCCCCUCGAGCAUCCCGCAUGCUGUCGCUAUUCAAUUAGCAGAUAUUGAAAAGGAUGGUCGGAGUCCUCCGAGCAAUGACUCGGAUGAUACGCUGCCAAUGUUGCCUCUGAUGAAACCAACCUAUCAGCGAACUCAUGUGAGAAGAGCAACGAGAUAA